Oreochromis aureus is the source of this 888-nucleotide messenger RNA. Its product is annotated as protein starmaker-like. The record is from RefSeq and is a predicted model, not a curated record. The transcript is spliced from 2 exons. The coding region runs from base 6 to 806 and encodes 266 amino acids. NCBI's taxonomy places the organism in Eukaryota, Metazoa, Chordata, Actinopteri, Cichliformes, Cichlidae.
UAACAAUGCACAACGUGGGUAAUUUAACACUCAAUAUCACUAAUGGUAUGAUUGAUGUCAGGAAUAAUCAGUUUGACUUGAUUAAUAACCGGCAAUUCCCUUUCAUACGAAAUCACGAAACAAUAACUGACAAGCCCAGAACUGCAAUAGACAAUAAAGACUGUGACUCCACGCAAAGCAGCACUGAAAAUUUAGAGGAUCAGGAAGAACACGAAAAAGACUGUGAAAAUUUAGAGGAUCAGGAAGAACACGAAAAAGACUGUGAAAAUUUAAAGGAUCAGGAAGAACACGAAAAAGACUGUGAAAAUUUAGAGGAUCAGGAAGAACACGAAAAAGACUGUGAAAAUUUAAAGGAUCAGGAAGAACACGAAAAAGACUGUGAAAAUUUAGAGGAUCAGGAAGAACACGAAAAAGACUGUGAAAAUUUAAAGGAUCAGGAAGAACACGAAAAAGACUGUGAAAAUUUAGAGGAUCAGGAAGAACACGAAAAAGACUGUGAAAAUUUAGAGAAUCAGGAAGAACACGAAAAAGACUGUGAAAAUUUAGAGGAUCAGGAAGAACACGAAAAAGACUGUGAAAAUUUAGAGGAUCAGGAAGAACACGAAAAAGACUGUGAAAAUUUAGAGAAUCAGGAAGAACACGAAAAAGACUGUGAAAAUUUAGAGGAUCAGGAAGAACACGAAAAAGACUGUGACUCCACGCAAAGCGCCUCUGAACACUCCGAGGAUGAGGAAAAAUACAGAUUUUCAUUGGAAAUCUGUUUGGAACAGCUGGUUGAAAAGUUUGUAAAAAAAAAUCAGGCAUAGUCAUCAGUCCGGAAAGGAUUUUUGCCAUCUACAACAGGCUUACCAACAAAAUUUGGGCUGAAAUAAGGGGUGACAUUGAUAA